CGUGUCGGCCAGCCCACGACCUCUUGCCUGCACCAUCUUUUUCCCCCCAUCACUACCUGUACACUCGAUCACGACUUGUUCACAUAGAUUACAACCCGAGCGCGCACCAAGGCGCUUGUGCGCCUGUUACGCCUCGACUGACGACACCACCACUCAGGAGCACCGCGGUGCUGAGUUCCUCUCCAAGACAAGCUCAACAUGCCGCUCGUGUCCGGAUAUGAUUCUGACUCCGGCUCGGACGAGCAGGGCGGGCCGAGCCAUGUUACAGGACCCAGCAAACAGACGAGUGCUGCUGGAACAGCAAGCCACAUCGCUCCUUCGAGCAGCAAUGUCUCGAAGGGCCUGGCUUCGCUGCUUCCUGCUCCCACUACUACUUCGAGCAGUAAGCACUGCUUAGUUCAGACUCCAGCGCCACCAAAGAAGCGGCAAAUCAACAUUGCGUCGCUCUCUUCUUUGAGAGCGUCGAAUGUGGAGAACGAAGGCGAAGAGACGAUUGCUGUGGGUGCAGCAUCAACAAAACGACCGCGGCUCGAAGAUGGAGCAGAGAAGAGCUCUGAAGGGAAGAAGACGCACUCGCUGCUCGGUAUGCUGCCUGCUGUCAAAGGUCCACCUCCACCAAAGACCGAUCAGGCCGUCACAGCAUCCAACGGACAGUUGGGCGCGAUAUCCGGCUCAGGCUCUUCAGCAGUAGGUGUCGACGAAGGUGGAUCACCAGAGACUAGAGAGCCUGCAGAUGACGAUGCUUUGGAGGCACAAGAGGAGGAGGAGAAAGAGGAUUUGGCAGCGUCAAGCAGUGCGCAAUCAUCUGGCUCGCACCCUUCGAAAGGCAACGAUGCCUUCCGCGCCAUGCUUGGCCUACCACCCAGCGCAAAGCCAGCUCCGAAUUCGUCGCAAGUGCUCAAAGUCCCGUCGGCAUCCAUGUCCAUACCCAGGCUUGCCUCAGCCACGCCACGCAUAGCUUCAUCGAGCGUCAAUGUGGGAGCACGACAUGCAGACGCCCAAGAGCGAUCUCCUGCGCAGAAGAAAGAUGCUUUAGCUUUAGGUGGCUUCUUUGGGCUCGACGCCCCCGAGGAUGCUGAGCCUGCCACGCACGCCACAACGAACGGCGCUUCGCCUGGUGGAUUCAAGUCCAAAUUUUCAGUACAAGCGGCACCUACGCUCAACAGUGGCGAAGCAGAAGCGUAUCCUGGAUGGACUCAAGAUCCGGAUGGCACAUGGGUGCCAAUCACUCCAGCAGCGCACGCCCAAUACGCAUCUUGGCUUUCCUCUCAGUCUUCCGAAGCGGCUGUUGCAGGCAACUCAUCCGCAGGAAGACGAUCCUUGGGCACGGCAGAAGCGAAUGCGGAACUUGCUCGAGCCGGAUUGAAGGCGGACCAACUGUAUACGAUCGAUGCUGGACGCAGUGCUUCGGAAGCGUAUGAAGCGCCAUCGAAUGCAAGCAAUAGACAGGCACCCGCUGCUACUGCUCGUUCGGACGCUAGGUACGCAGCGGUCGCCGCAGCGAUGAAACAAGCGCAAGCCAAUGGUGGCGUUGUAGAAGGAGAAGAAGAGGAUGGAGAUAGAGACGGGAAGAAAAAGGACAAGAAAGAUAAAGCUGGCUUUAGAGCUAGACAAAAGGGACAACUUUCGGCCCUUUUCGCUCAUGCGGAUGAGGAGAGGGAAAGGCUGGAAGAGAAAUGGGCGGCGCACAGAAGUAACAAGCGGAAAGCCAAUGAGAGGUAUGGAUUUUGAUCCGAGGGAUUAUGCAAAGCUUUGGACAAUUGUAACAUUAUCACCGCAAUCAAUCUGAAUGAAUCGAGC
Ceraceosorus guamensis is the source of this 1800-nucleotide messenger RNA. RefSeq lists its product as hypothetical. The coding region runs from base 199 to 1731 and encodes 510 amino acids. The record is from RefSeq and is a predicted model, not a curated record. Lineage: Eukaryota; Fungi; Basidiomycota; Exobasidiomycetes; Ceraceosorales; Ceraceosoraceae. The transcript has 2 exons.